UACAUAUUGUUUUAAAGAGCUUGGGGAAGGUAGCAGAGAAAGCUAAUGACAAUGGGAAUAUAUGAAGAUUGUUCUAGAAGAAUUCCUUCGAGUCAAAGAGUUAGCAUGGAAAUUUCGCUGAGGAAAAGUGAACAAGUGGCUUAAGAAACAAAUGUUCUUCGAAUUCUUUGAGGUAUGCACUAAUAGUUUUCCUUUAGAGAAAGGAUAGAUAUCGAUUCUACUUCCCUUCAGACAUUGAAUAAAAAAUUAAGUUUAUUCAAUGCUUCAGAGCAGAAAAAUUAUGAAAAACGAGUGAUAGUUCGAUUGAAUGUUUGUGAAGUGAAACUGAACAUAAAAGCAGACGCAAUUACGAAAAAGGCGAGUCAUAUGAAACUAUAAAAACUAUACUAUCGUUGCCACACCUAAAUUCUAUAGUUGUUUAUCUAUCAUUUUGGUAAGUAUCCACUCGAUUGCGGGAAUCAAUCCUUAAAUCAGAUACACUACGACGAUAAAUUAAUCUGAAAAAAAUUGUUACAGUUAAACACGUAAACAAAUGGCGAUUCGUCCGAUUUCAAAAGAGUUGAAGGCAAUAGCCAUAAAUGAACUGAAUGAACGUACUGAAAAAAUUGAGGAAGACCUACUUCAUCUACAGGAAUGGUUCAAAAAGCAGCCGCAUUUGAAUGUCAGACCAGAUGACCAGUGGCUGGUAGCGUUCUUAAGAGGUUGUAAGUGGAGCUUGCAACGUACCAAGGAAAAAAUUGAUUAUUUCUACACACUUCGCACACUGAUUCCAGAUGUGUUUCAAAACAGAGAUCCACUCGAUCCUUUCAUACAGAAUAUGCUAGCAAAGGGAAUUAUUUAUCCACUACCUAAUGUAGAAGACCCCAAUGGACCCAGAAUAAUACUUUGGGAUUAUUCGGUCAUGGACUAUAAUACCAUCAGAUUCAUAGAUUUGUUCAAGUUAUUUUUUAUGACAAUGGAGAUAUUAAUGGUUGAAGACGACAGCUUCGUGGUCUCUGGGGCCGAAUUUGUAAUAAAUUACGAGACAGUUCCGCCAUCGUUCUUUUUGCAGUUUACCCCCGCAUUAACAAAGAAAUUUAUAAUGUGUUGGCAAAACGCGUACCCUUUGAGAAUAAAAACCAUGGUUAGCAUCAACGUACCUCCCGCUUUAGAAAAAAUUUACAAUAUCUUUUGCAAACCGUUCUGCAGCCAAAAAAUACAAGACAGGGUGCAUCUGUACAGUUCCCAAAACAACGAUAAGGCCCAUGCUCACAUUCCCAAAUCCGUGUUUCCGGAAGAAUUAGGUGGCAGAAAUAGUCCUCGCUCCGAAAUCAUAAUGCAAUGGAAGAAAAAAGUUGAAAGUUACCGAAGUUGGCUAUUGGACGAUGAUAAAUACUGUUCUAAUGAGCAAUUAAGGCCAGAAAAGCCUAAGACAUACGACGAAGAAUUUGAUAUGGAGGGAACUUUUAGGCAAUUGAUUUUAGAUUAAUCAUUCGAAAAUUACCUCUCAGGUUAUUAUAAUAAUUAGAAAUUUACAUUACGUAAAAUGUAAAUAAGAAAGAUGGUAAAAAAGAUUUAACUGAUA
Messenger RNA from Photinus pyralis (common eastern firefly), 1564 nucleotides. RefSeq names its product retinol-binding protein pinta-like. The record is from RefSeq and is a predicted model, not a curated record. Bases 533 to 1468 code for a protein of 311 amino acids. Lineage: Eukaryota; Metazoa; Arthropoda; Insecta; Coleoptera; Lampyridae. Gene Ontology annotation, cellular component: membrane. The transcript is spliced from 5 exons. Gene Ontology annotation, molecular function: phosphatidylinositol bisphosphate binding.